This is a messenger RNA of Owenia fusiformis, 1884 nucleotides long. NCBI's taxonomy places the organism in Eukaryota, Metazoa, Annelida, Polychaeta, Sabellida, Oweniidae. The record is from the annotation of a GenBank genome assembly.
AUGGAGGUGGAUGUAUAUGAACACAAUGCCACUGUUUUUCAGGAAGUGAACUCUAGUGAGACGCAUGUGGGAGAAGAUGACAGCAUGGAGGUGGAUGUAUAUGAACACAAUACCACUGUUUUUCAGGAAGUGAACUCUAUUGAGACACAUGUGGGAGAAGAUGACAGCAUGGAGGUGGAUGUAUAUGAACACAAUGCCACUCUUUUUCAGGAAGUGAACUCUAUUGAGACGCAUGUGGGAGAAGAUGACAGCAUGGAGGUGGAUGUAUAUGAACACAAUGCCACUGUUUUUCAGGGAGUGAACUCUAGUGAGACACAUGUGGGAGAAGAUGACAGCAUUAAGGUGGAUGUAUAUGAACACAAUGCCACUGUUUUUCAGGGAUUGAACUCUAGUGAGACACAUGUGGGAGAAGAUGACAGCAUGGAGGUGGAUGUAUAUGAACACAAUACCACUGUUUUUCAGGGAGUGAACUCUAGUGAGACACAUGGAGAAGACAGCACUGAGGUGGAUGUAUAUGAACAUAAUGCCACUGUUUUUCAGGGAGUGAACUCUAGUGAGACACAUGUGGGAGAAGAUGACAGCAUGGAGGUGGAUGUAUAUGAACACAAUGCCACUGUUUUUCAGGGAGUGAACUCUAGUGAGACGCAUGUGGGAGAAGAUGACAGCAUGGAGGUGGAUGUAUAUGAACACAAUACCACUGUUUUUCAGGGAGUGAACUCUAGUGAGACACAUGUGGGAGAAGAUGACAGCAUGGAGGUGGAUGUAUAUGAACACAAUACCACUGUUUUUCAGGGAGUGAACUCUAGUGAGACGCAUGUGGGAGAAGAUGACAGCAUGGAGGUGGAUGUAUAUGAACACAAUACCACUGUUUUUCAGGGAGUGAACUCUUGUGAGACACAUGUGGGAGAAGAUGACAGCAUGGAGGUGGAUGUAUAUGAACACAAUACCACUGUUUUUCAGGAAGUGAACUCUAAUGAGACACAUGUGGGAGAAGAUGACAGCAUGGAGGUGGAUGUAUAUGAACACAAUGCCACUGUUUUUCAGGGAGUGAACUCUAGUGAGACACAUGAAGAAGAUGACAGCAUGGAGGUGGAUGUAUAUGAACACAAUGCCACUGUUUUUCAGGGAGUGAACUCUAGUGAGACACAUGUGGGAGAAGAUGACAGCAUGGAGGUGGAUGUAUAUGAACACAAUGCCACUGUUUUUCAGGGAGUGAACUCUAGUGAGACACAUGAAGAAGAUGACAGCAUGGAGGGAGUGAACUCUAAUGAGACACAUGUGGGAGAAGAUGACAGCAUGGAGGUGGAUGUAUAUGAACACAAUGCCACUGUUUUUCAGGGAGUGAACUCUAGUGAGACACAUGUAGGAGAAGAUGACAGCAUGGAGGUGGGUGUAUAUGAACAGAGUGCUUCUGUUUUUCAGGGAGUGAAUUCUAGUGAGACACAUGGAGAAGAUGACAGCAUGGAGGUGGAUAUAUAUGAACACAAUGCCACUGUUUUUCAGAGAGUGAACUCUAGUAAGACACAUGUAGGAGAAGAUGACAGCAUGGAGGUGGAUGUAUAUGAACAGAGUGUUUCUGUUUUUCAGGGAGUGAACUCUAAUGAGACGCAUGUGGGAGAAGAUGACAGCAUGGAAGUGGAUGUAUAUGAACAGAGUGCUUCUGUUUUUCAGGGAGUGAACUCUAGUGAGACACAUGGAGAAGAUGACAGCAUGGAGGUGGAUGUAUAUGAACACAAUGCCACUGUUUUUCAGGGAGUGAACUCUAGUAAGACACAUGUAGGAGAAGAUGACAGCAUGGAGGUGGAUGUAUAUGAACAGAGUGCUUCUGUUUUUCAGGGAGUGAACUCUAGUGAGACGCAUGUGGGAGAAGAUGACAUCAUGUAG